CCAAUACCUAUAUAUUCAUGACACAACGCUCUCAUUCUCUUGGCAAUGUCUCCGAUAUCUCUUCCAAACAACCCGUUUCCCAAGCAAUUACAUGACUAAAUAAGUAAAUAACCCUCAUAAAAAAACUUCCACAAUGGCAUCACGACCACGCGCCGCCUCCAACCAUCCGUCCUCGCCACCUCCACGUUCCCCUCCCCCUCCACCACCCCCACAAGAAGAGAGCGUCAUAGACAGACUCCUCAUCGCACCUCUAACCUUCAUCUCCUUCCUCCUCUCCCUCGCGCUCAUCGAUUCCCGCAACCACAACCUCCGCUACCAACACACGCCCGCGGCCGCCACCUUCCUGGGCCGCAUCAGCGGCUUCAUCCACAACCUGGUAUACAAACCGAUCCCGGACUCCUCGCCCUACGCGUAUCUCAACUCGCCCGCGGCCCGCGAUGCGAAGGAGGGGGGCCGGGCCAGGGCCACCAGCGGCGAGACGGAUCGCGAGGAGGAGUCCUGGCAUUGGCAUUCCAAGCAGCGGCAGCAGAUGAAAGCCGAGAUCUCGGACGCGUUCCGCGUGCGCAAAUGGGUGCUCUAUGCGCUGGUGGGUAUUGCGGCCUCGGCGGUCGUCGGAGCUUGGGUUAUGGCGAAGUGGAUGCUGUAUUUUUUGGCCUCGCUGGUGUGGAAUUGAGGAGCGGUGGGAGAGAGGGAGAGGGAGAGGGAGAAUGGAUGGUGUAUGGGUUAGGGAGCGUGUGUGGAUGAGGUGGCGCGCGCGGUAUUUUGGGCUUCUGAUAUAUGAUCUUGUGUUGGAUUACGGGUUCAUUUUUGGGGGUUGGAGUUCGGGGGUAUCUGGAGCUUGGGGAAAGAGUUCAGGAUGGGAUCUCACGACUGAUGAGGAUGGCAUUUUAUAGAAUUAUGUGAUCGAACUCCUUGUAAUAGGAGUUCAGAUACGUGAGAUGGAGAGGGUCUGGUCUGUGCCGACGAUAUGUAUCCAAAAUAGGUAUGUAUGGAUCUCGUCAAUGGACGAAAUCUUCUAAGAAAUAGACCCUGCAGCCUUUCUCAUGAGAACCUGAAAGGGAAAGUCUCUUCAAUAUCUUUCAAGACGUGG
Amorphotheca resinae ATCC 22711 is the source of this 1090-nucleotide messenger RNA. RefSeq lists its product as hypothetical. The record is from RefSeq and is a predicted model, not a curated record. Bases 134 to 673 code for a protein of 179 amino acids. The transcript is spliced from 2 exons. Lineage: Eukaryota; Fungi; Ascomycota; Leotiomycetes; Helotiales; Amorphothecaceae.